Gadus macrocephalus (Pacific cod) is the source of this 2750-nucleotide messenger RNA. RefSeq names its product scavenger receptor class B, member 2c (gene scarb2c). Gene Ontology annotation, biological process: protein targeting to lysosome; receptor-mediated endocytosis. Lineage: Eukaryota; Metazoa; Chordata; Actinopteri; Gadiformes; Gadidae. The record is from RefSeq and is a predicted model, not a curated record. The transcript is spliced from 12 exons. Gene Ontology annotation, molecular function: scavenger receptor activity. The coding region runs from base 119 to 1558 and encodes 479 amino acids. Gene Ontology annotation, cellular component: cytoplasm; membrane; lysosome.
GCUGUCAGUGCAGCAAAACAAAAAGCCUCGAUACUUUACAUCAGCAAGGCUGCUGCUGCUGCUACUGCUAAGCGAGCUAGCCCUAAUCUCUCGGUGUCACACUUACUUUAUCGACAAAAUGCUGAGGUCUUGCUGUGCCUACAGCCUGGGCUUGUUCUCUAUUCUUAUCCUGAUUGCAGGGAUCUCUCUGGUUUUGUCCAGUGUGUUUCCAAACGUCCUCAACUCGAGGGUGAAGAAGGAAGUGGUGUUGAAGAAUGGAACUGACUCAUUUGAAGCCUGGAAGAAUCCACCGCCUCCUGUUUACAUGCAGUUCUAUUUCUUUAAUCUGACAAAUCCCCUCGAAGUUUUGGAUGGGGACAGGCCAGCUGUUAUUGAGAGGGGGCCAUACACAUACAGAGAGUACCGGCCCAUGGAGGAAGUGGAUUUCUUAGAGAACGGCACCAAGGUGUCCGCGGUCAACCCCAAGACCUACAUCUUCCAGGCGAACAUGUCCAUAGGCCCGGAGAGCGACCUCAUCCGGACGGUGAACAUACCGGCCGUGACGGUAAUGGAGAAGUUCAAGGGCAGCCUAUUGGCGAACCUGAUCUCGGCAUUCAUGGUCUCGAGCGGCGAGGGCCUCUUCACCACGCGCACGGUGGGGGAGCUUCUGUGGGGCUACGAGGACGCCUUCCUCAAGGCCGCCAAGACCAUCAUACCCGAGUUGGACGACAUGUUCGGCCUCUUCUACAAGGCCAAUGCUACUGAUGAUGGACAAUAUGUUUUCUUCACUGGUGAAACAAACUACACUGACUUUGCUAGAGUCGAUGCGUGGAAGAAUAAAAGGCAGCUGGACUGGUGGACGUCGCCCCAGUGCAACAUGAUCAACGGCACCAACGGGGCCUUCUUCCACCCCUUGGUCACCAAGGACGAGACGCUCUACAUGUUCUCCUCCGAUCUCUGCAGGUCUAUGUAUGCCACGUACGUUGAGGACGUAACUGUGAAGGAGCUCCCCGGGUACCGCUUCUCGCCGCCCAGCAGUGUGUUCGCUAACCUGACGGUGAACCCGGACAACGCAGGGUUCUGUGUCCCUGAGGGGAACUGCCUGGGAUCCGGGGUGCUCAACGUCAGCGCGUGUAAACAAGGUGCUCCCAUCGUCAUGUCCUCGCCACACUUCUACCAGGCGGAUGAGAAGUACGUGAAUGACGUGUUCGGGAUGAAACCGGACAAAGAGCAGCACCAGACCACGAUCGACAUCAACCCGUUUACUGGGAUUGUCAUGCGGGCGGCUAAGAGGCUACAGAUCAACGUGAUGGUGGAGAAGCUCUCUGCCUUCAGGCAAACGGGAAAUGUAAGGACAGUGAUUAUUCCAGUCGCGUAUCUAAAUGAGAGCGUUGUCAUUGACGAUGAGUCUGCCAAAAAACUCCAGGCUGUCAUCGCCUUGAGGAACGUGGUGGUGAACAUUCCGUUCAUGCUCAUUGGUCUGGGCAUCCUUAUAGGCUUGGUCUUCAUGGGUGUCAUCUGUCGGCAGAAGGGCAUAGAGAGCUCGGCGGCAGAGCGACGGCCCCUGCUGAACUCGUAGGCCCGCCCUGGAGCCCACGCAGCGGGAGAGGAGAGCACGGCGGCGCCGAGAAGCGUCCCGACCACACCCAGCAUCACAGCCACCCGGAUCCCCUGAAGGUUGCAUCGUCCCCAUAGCUCACCCUUUUAAUAUGACUUUUAACACACUGUUUUAGUGGAAGUGGAAAUGGCAUCUUCUCUUUUAUCGUGUGUCUUUAACCACUCGGUCGAUUUGAAAUGGCAGUUUAAUAUAUUUUCUCUUCUCUUAUUUUUUUUUUAUAGUUGGAAACAUACUUGCAUUAUUCAACUUUUUUACUUGACAAAAUUGAAGUUAUUAUAUCGCCACUUUAUUAAAGUCCAAUCGAAUAGAAAUCCCAUUAUAUUAAUGUGUUGAGUCUAUAAGCCGAAACAGGAACAGCAGUGAGUUGCUUAAACAGGGAGGUCCGACUCUCUGAGAUGGUACAUGUUUUGUUGUCGUUUUUGAGAAAUAAUUCAUGAAUGUUACAUGAGAAAGAUGCUGGUGGCACUAACUUCUGGAACUGGUUUAAUUCAAGACAAAACUAUAAUGUUGCAUGUUUUAAAAUGUACUGUUUAAAGUUGUGCAAUAUGUUCUGAUUACCAAGUAUGUGGUAUCCAAGCCACUCCUUUCUCCAAACUACACAUUCAAAUGUCCAUAUACCUUUACAGGAGAAGUGGUGGUUGACGGUAGUCAUGCAAGACAAGCUUUUACUGAUUAAGUAGUUUACAGUUCCACUGAGGAAGCCAUUUUCCCGCCCUUUUGGGUAUUGUUACAUGAGCCUUCAAAGCUGGCUAGGUCAUGAUAAAAAAAAAAAGUUGGAGAAUGCAGCAGUUAAUUUUUCCUAAUACCUAACUGAUUAUAUAGCAGGAACAUAUAGCAUCUGUUAACCUUAACAUUGUGCAUGCAUCCACACCAACCACACUAACUAAUAUAAUUAUGGACUUCAAAAUCAAAUGUGUCUCCAUGCCAUUCUUAAGCUUUUUGCACUACUAAUACAGAUAUUAUGGGAUUGCUGUGUGCUUUAUAUUUUUAGUAUCAAUAUCAAGUGUCAAUGCGUUUUCCUUGUUUUGUGUUUUGUCCUUAUUUUAUAUCAUAAAGAAGUGGAGCACCACUUUAAAAAAAAACAUAUGUAUUCUAUAGCUGAACACAAGAUAGCAUUCAACAAAAUAUUCCAAAAUGUCAUAUUACAAUGUCU